AUGAAUUGCUACGUGUCACUACAAUUUCUCUUGGGACUGGCUCAACUAUGUCCCUGUCACACAGAUAUGACCAACUCUGAAAUGCAUGAGAUGAACCAGCCACUAGGAUCUCAUUUGAGAGCAAAGCGGAGCUGGGUGUGGAAUCAUUUUUUUGUGCAAGAGGAACUGACAGGAAUUGAUCAUCAUGUUGGCCGGGUGAGACUUAAUUUUGACAAUAGGGAUGGAUCUUUGAUAUAUGUAUUGUCUGGGGAAGGAGCUGGGAGUAUUUUUACCAUUAACAACAGAACGGGUGACAUAACUGCCAUAAAGAAGCUUGAUAGAGAGGAAAAAUCCUACUACAAACUAAACGCCCACGCAAUAAAUGUUGUAACUGGGGAGACUCUGGAACCUAAAUCUGAAUUUGUCAUCAAAGUUCUGGAUAUCAAUGACAAUCAACCAGAGUUCCUAGAUGGACCUUAUGAGACCAGCAUACCAGAGAUGUCUCCAGAAGGAACUUCGGUUAUCCAGGUGACAGCUACAGAUAAUGAUGAUCCUUCACAUGGGAAAAAUGCUAGACUCAUUUACAGUAUACUACGGGGACGACCCUAUUUUUCUGUAGAACCAACGACAGGAGUCCUUCGGAUUUCUUCACAAAUGGACCGAGAGGCUAAAGAUCAAUAUUUAGUUGUUGUUCAAGCCACAGACAUGCUUGGUCUUCCAGGAGGACUUUCUGGAACAACAACUGUCACAAUUAAUCUAUCAGAUGUCAAUGAUAACAGACCUAUAUUUCAAUUUGGUCUCUACCACAUGAAUGUCUCAGAAUCUUCACCGAUUGGAACUUCCAUAGGAGUAAUUAUGGCAGAAGACAGUGACAUAGGUGACAAUGCAAAAAUGAAUUACAGUAUUGAAGAUGGUUCAUAUGUCUUUGAAAUUAUCACCAAUAAUGAGACUCAGGAAGGAAUAGUUAUAUUAAAACAGAAAUUGGAUUAUGAGCUCCAACGACAAUACAGUGUUCGAGCAAAGGUUACCAAUAGCUAUAUUGAUGAACAUUUCCCUAAAGAUGAAAAUUCUGGACAAACUACUAUUAUUAAAAUCAGAGUGGAAGAUGCCGAUGAACCACCAGUUUUCUCACUUGUGGAGUAUGUAAUGGAAAUUGCUGAAGAGACUCCAUAUGGUUCAUAUGUGGGCACUGUACUUGCCAGAGAUCCAGAUGUUACCAACUCUCCAAUCAGGUAUUCUAUUGUUGGCUGCAGUUUAUUCAGCAUUGAUGACAAUGGUACCAUCAUUAUAACUGAACCGCUAGACCGGGAGAUAGAUGCGUGGCACAAUCUAACUGUUACAGCCACUGAAAAAAAUAAUUUACAACAAGUGUCUGAGGCACGUGUGUAUGUACAAGUUCUGAAUGUCAAUGACCAUGCUCCUGAAUUCUUCCAAUACUAUGAGACAUAUGUUUGUGAAAAAGCAAAUGCUGGAGAGCUAAUUCAGACCAUCAGUGCUGUAGAUAGGGAUGCCUCUGUAGAAGACCAUCUGUUUUCCUUCAAUCUGUCUUCAGAAGCCACAAGCAACUUAAGUUUUAUUGUCAGAGAUAAUAAAGAUAAUACAGCUGGAGUUCUAACCAGUCAGAGUGGCUUUAGCCGCCAGGAACAGCCUGUCUUCUACCUGCCAAUCUUAAUUGCGGACAAUGGAAAUCCACCCCUUACAAGUACAAAUACUCUUACUAUCCAUGCCUGUGAGUGUGAUGAGAAUGGUGGUACCCAGGCCUGCACCUAUGGAGCACUUACCUUUUCCAUGGGUUUCAGCACAGAAGGUUUAAUUGCAAUUUUGGCCUGUAUCCUAAUAAUAUUAGUUUUUGUGUUCAUCAUCCUGGGCCUAAAACAGGGACAGAAACAGGCUCUAUUUCCUGAAAAGGGGGAAGACUUUAGGGAGAACAUUGUCAGAUAUGAUGAUGAAGGAGGUGGAGAAGAAGAUACACAAGCUUUCGAUAUAGCAGCCCUUCGGACCCGCACUGUGAUGAGAGCAAGAAAGACCCGGAAAAAUAUCACUACUGAGAUCCGAAGCCUAUACAGGCAAUCUUUGCAGGUGGGCCCCGACAGUGCCGUGUUCAAGGAAUUCAUUUUGGCCAAACUUGAAGAGGCUAAUACAGAUCCAUGCGCUCCUCCCUUUGAUUCUCUUCAGACUUAUGCCUUUGAGGGAACAGGCUCACCAGCUGGAUCCCUUAGUUCCCUGGAGUCAAGCAUUUCAGAUUCGGAACAGAAUUUCGAUUACUUAACUGAAUUAGGACCUCGCUUUAAAAAACUAGCAAGCAUGUAUGGGUCUAGAAUUCAUGUCAAGAAUUAGGUCUCUGGAGAAUUUUUUUUUCAAAGGCAUAAUAGUGUAUAGAUGAUCCCACAGUGAACCAAAUUGAACAAACCAGCAGACUGUAUGUAUAUAAACAAGUGGACUCUAUUGCCAAUCAGCUUCUCUUGAUUUUCUGGCCAUUAUUAAAGAUAAUCUAUUAUUUACUGCAACAACCCUCUAAAUUGCUUCCUAGUGACUCAAAGAGUUAAUGGCUCUUAUUAAGUGCCUGCCUCCUGUCCUAGGUCUAAAGAGUAACUUGAAUUGUAGCGAGAAUCAGAUUCUAUAAGUUGUCUCCUUGGGAGAUCUUAAUGGCAUGAUAAAACUUUGAAGUACUUAAAUGAAUGAUUGGGUUCCUCCCUUCGAAUAUUUUUUCUCUUCUAGUUCUUCCCUUGUAAAUACUCUGCCUAAAUUAAUCUUUAAAACAUCUCCAGAGUGAGAGGCAGACAGCAGGAUUAUAUUGAUUAAACAAAGCUAGAAUGCUAAAAAUACGUGUUAUAUAUAAUAAAGGUGGAAACUUGACUGUAAAAAAAAAAUACACAACAAAAACGACAUGGGAAUGUGUAUAAAGAAGCACUUAUGGGAUAUUUAUUUAUUUUUCCAAUGAUACAACUAAAAUAAUUU
Gracilinanus agilis (Agile Gracile Mouse Opossum) is the source of this 2937-nucleotide messenger RNA. It is a transcript of the gene CDH19, whose product is annotated as cadherin 19. Gene Ontology annotation, molecular function: cadherin binding; calcium ion binding. The transcript is spliced from 11 exons. Gene Ontology annotation, cellular component: adherens junction; plasma membrane; catenin complex. The record is from RefSeq and is a predicted model, not a curated record. Bases 1 to 2316 code for a protein of 771 amino acids. NCBI's taxonomy places the organism in Eukaryota, Metazoa, Chordata, Mammalia, Didelphimorphia, Didelphidae. Gene Ontology annotation, biological process: homophilic cell-cell adhesion; calcium-dependent cell-cell adhesion; cell-cell junction assembly.